AUGGGGAGCAAACGGCAGGUGAUCUUGCCAAGUUUGGCCGUCCUGGCCGUCGCGGCGGCCGUCCUCCUGUCGCACGGCGGCCACGCCGGAGCGGACGCCGCCGCCGCCCGGCCAUUCGCGAGAACGAGCGGGACGCGCUUCACGGUCGGCGGGCGGCCGUUCUACUCGAACGGCUUCAACGCGUACUGGCUCAUGUACAUGGCGUCCGACGCCACCGCCGACCGGAGCAAGGCGGCGGACGUCCUCCGGCAGGCGGCGCGCCUCCGCGCGACGCUGGUGCGGACGUGGGCGUUCAGCGACGGCGGCUACCGGCCGCUGCAGAAGUCCCCCGGCGUGUACAACGAGAGCAUGUUUAUGGGACUAGAUUUUGUAAUAGCCGAAGCGAACAAACGAGGGCUGUAUUUGAUACUGAGCCUGGUGAACAACUGGGACGGUUUCGGCGGGAAGAAGCAGUACGUGCAAUGGGCUAGAGAUCAGGGCCACUACCUGGGUUCCGACGACCAAUUCUUCACCAGCGAAGUAACCAAACAGUUCUACAAAAACCACGUAAAGGCAGUCCUGACGAGAGUAAACAAGAUAACCGGAGUGGCGUACAAGGACGAGCCGGCCAUCUUUGCAUGGGAGCUCAUGAACGAGCCACGCUGCCAGAGCGACCUCUCUGGAAAAACUCUGCAAGCAUGGAUCACGGAGAUGGCCGGCUACGUGAAAUCCGUGGACCCGAACCACAUGGUGGAGAUCGGGCUCGAAGGGUUCUACGGCGAGUCGAUGCACAAGAACUUAAACCCGGGCUACACCGUCGGCACCGACUUCAUCGCCAACAACCUCGUCCCGGCCGUCGACUUCGCCACUAUCCACUCCUACCCCGACCAAUGGGUGGCCGGCGCGAGCAGCGACGAGCAGGUGGCGUUCAUGCGGAGGUGGCUGGCCAGCCACAUCCAGGACGCGGCGGCGGUGCUGCGGAAGCCGCUGCUGGUGACGGAGUUCGGGUGGUCGGCGCGGUCGAACGGGUACGCGGUGGCGGCGCGCGACGCCUACUUCCGCAUGGUGUUCGACGCGGUGUACGCGUCGGCGCGGGCGGGCGGGCCGUGCGCCGGGGGACUCUUCUGGCAGGUGAUGGCGCCCGGGAUGGAGAGCUGGACCGACGGCUACGAGGUGGUGCUCGAGCGCAGCCCGUCCACGGCCAGUGUCGUCGCUCAUCAGUGCGCCAGGAUCGCCGGGCUCAGCCCGGCCGGCCCAGCGUGGCAAAACUGCCAGUUACUCUGA
Messenger RNA from Oryza brachyantha (malo sina), 1263 nucleotides. RefSeq names its product putative mannan endo-1,4-beta-mannosidase 9. The transcript has 5 exons. Gene Ontology annotation, molecular function: hydrolase activity, hydrolyzing O-glycosyl compounds. The coding region runs from base 1 to 1263 and encodes 420 amino acids. NCBI's taxonomy places the organism in Eukaryota, Viridiplantae, Streptophyta, Magnoliopsida, Poales, Poaceae. The record is from RefSeq and is a predicted model, not a curated record.